Molecule: messenger RNA, 3169 nt
Organism: Diabrotica balteata
Lineage: Eukaryota; Metazoa; Arthropoda; Insecta; Coleoptera; Chrysomelidae
Source: the annotation of a GenBank genome assembly
AAUUGUCGUUUUAAGGUUAUAAUUAUGGCUUGAUACAGAAUGUUAUAUUUAUAAAUUACCAUUGUUUUCGUCUGGAAAAGUAACAAAACCAUGCGUAUUUUAAAUUCUCUUCAUCUGAAGACUUGAUAUUUGAUUGUAAAAUUAUUCGGGAGUUAAUCAGUUUAUUACGAUCCUCGGAUCGUGAACCUUGGUCAUCUUCAACAAAAGUGCUAAAGUGAAAUAUCUACCAGUGGGAAAUUUUUAUUUCGGCAAUAGAAUUAAUAUAUGUUUUUCUUAAAUUUAAAGAACCUAUAUGAGUAAAUCUGUUUUUAAAUCUAGAAAUAAUGGAACAAACUGUUACUACUUCUCAGGGUAGUGAAUCUGAUAGAGAUUGUUCAGACAAUGAAUUUUGUGAUGAAUAUUAUAACACCAACGAUGAUUUUGAUGUAGAACAGGUAGAUCCUAAGAAAAAUGAUCCCGAGUAUUUUGAAUUUAAUUGUCUUUUAGAAGAACAGGUUGAUAGACUUUUGAAUGAAACUGUUGAAAGUUUAAGUAAUAAUUUACAAAUAUCACCUUCUCUUGCAAAGGUUUUAUUACAUAGUCACCAGUGGAAUAUACAAGAAGUAACUAGAAAAUUUAAUGAAAAUUCUAGAAAUACACUUAUAGCAGCUAGAAUUGAACCUUCAACACCUCCAAGUAAUUUACUUUUGACUAGAUAUAUUGGUUGUCCAGUCUGUGUAACUGUUCAACCUUUAGAUAAAUUUUAUAGUCUAUCUUGUGCUCAUAUGUUUUGUAAAGAUUGCUGGACAAUGCAUUUUGAAGUACAAAUAAAUCAGGGCAUUUCUACAGGUAUAGCUUGCAUGGCUAGAAAUUGUAUAGUACUAGCACCAGAAGAUUUUGUUUUAAAACAAUUACAGCGUCCCAGUAUGAGGCAAAAAUAUCAACAGUAUUCAUUUCAAGAUUAUGUGAAAUCUCAUCCUCAACUACGAUUUUGUCCCGGUCCAAAUUGUUCUAUAGUUGUACAUAGUAAAGAGAUAAAAGCAAAAAGGGCAAGUUGUAAUCAUUGCAAAACUAUUUUUUGUUUUAAAUGUGGAUGUGAUUAUCAUGCACCCACAGAAUGUCAAGUAAUAAAGAAGUGGUUAACAAAAUGUGCAGAUGAUAGUGAAACAGCUAAUUAUAUUAGUGCACAUACAAAAGACUGUCCCAAGUGCCACAUCUGUAUUGAAAAAAAUGGUGGUUGCAAUCAUAUGCAAUGCUAUAACUGUAAACAUGAUUUUUGUUGGAUGUGUUUAGGUGACUGGAAGUCACAUGGUUCAGAAUAUUACGAAUGUUCCAGAUAUAGAGAAAAUCCAAAUAUAGCAUAUGAAUCAGUACAUGCUCAAGCUAGAGAAGCACUAAAAAAAUAUUUGCACUAUUACGAACGGUGGGAAAAUCAUUCCAAAUCAUUAAAAUUAGAAGAACAGACAUUGGAAAAAAUGAGGUUUAGAAUUAACCAAAAGGUUAUGUCAGGUUUAGGAACAUGGAUAGAUUGGCAGUAUUUGUUCACUGCAGCAAGCCUUCUUGCUAAAUGUAGAUAUACUUUGCAAUAUACUUAUCCUUAUGCUUAUUAUAUGGAGUCAGGGUCUAGAAAAGAAUUGUUGGAAUACCAGCAAGCUCAAUUAGAAGCUGAAAUAGAAAAUCUCUCGUGGAAAAUAGAGAGAGCUGAAACUACUGAUAGAGGAGACUUAGAAAACCAAAUGGAUAUUGCUGAAAAACGACGUGCUACUCUUUUAAAAGACUUUUUACAUGUGUGAUAUCGUUUAUAGGUGUACAUAAUUUAUUUAUUACCUUUUUAAUGUAUUUACAGUUCUGUCUUUAUCAACACAGCUUAUUGUUUGUAAGGGACAGUAAUGGAGAACACCAAUUAAGUAAACUUAUUAUAUUUAUUACUUGGAAACAGUUGGUCCUAGUAGAGGAGCUGUGAACCAAAGAAAAGUGCCUCUCUUCAUUAAGAAACAUUUACAGUGAAUCUAUCAAAGUUUGAAAUAUAAAAUGUUAGCCAGGUUAAACUAAAUAUGAUAAAAUAUUGAAUGAAAUCAUGAAAAAAUCUGAAUGGUAAGGUUUUAACUUUUAAUCUCUAAUCAAUUACAGUCAGUGAUCAAUUUAAAUCAGAAUAUUUUGAAUAAGUUAAAAUUUGUAAACCUUAAGGUACAUCUGGUAGUUAUGGGACACUUAAAAGUUUUAUUUGAUUUCAAAUUGUGUUAAAAUAUUUAAAAUCCCCUACAAACUUUAUUUACAUUUAAUCCAAUAGUAAAAGUUAUAUUCUUCAUAAAAUGUUUAAACGAAAUUAAUUGUUGACUUAAUAUAUCAAUAAACCUCUCAAGUUCUUUGAUUAUUUGCAAAGAAAUUUUAUCAUGAGCUGGUGAUGUGGUCUUUUGGUUAAAAUACACACCCUCGCCAUCAUUGGUGUUUCAGACCUAUAAUAGAGCCUCAAUCUUUCCAAGUCUCUUACGCCAGUCAGCCUUAUCCGUUGUCAACUGUAGCCAGUUUGUUGCACCUAUUUUUCUAAUAUGAUCAUCUACAGCAUCCUUUCACUGAAGUUUUUGCCUAUCUCUUUGUGCACUUCUUGCUGGCUAUGACAUGGAUAUAUAUAUAUAUAUAUAUAUAUAUAUAAUAUAUAUAUAUAUAUAUAUAUAUAUAUAUAUAUAUAUAUAUAUAUCACUCAUAAGGAACUUAAUCAUUAAGUAGCUAUUACUUAGAGGAGUUUUAAUAUGUACAUCAAGAAAUAGGUGGAUGUAAGUACAAAACAAAAUAUUCAAUCCUAAAUUAAUUUAUAUAUCUAUAUACAAUAGAACAAGGUGUGAAAUUCUUCUUGUUUGCCUAAUAACUACUAGAUUUAUACUUUUUGAACUAUUACAAAAUAAACUAAUCACUAUUACUUUGUACUAUAAAGAACAGAGAACUAAAAAAAUAAUGCACUUUGAAUAUUUUUUCUUAAUUAGAUAAAAUCAAUACCAAAAAGCAGAUAUGACUGUGAGUGGCACUAAAAAAAUAUAAAAAAAGCAAGAUUUUCAAAAUAUGUUAAUAGGAAUAAAUUCAAUUAAUUUUUAAGAAUAAACUAGAUAUAAGCAGCUGGUAAUUAUUAUACAUUUCAAAAGUAGAGCAAAAUAUAGGUAUGGAAGGUGUAGGAUAUAUUGAAAUGAAUGAACAG